AUGAAAAAGCACACGUAUAGCAAAAUGCAAAUCGAUAACUUGUUUAUCAAAGCUAUUUAUAGCAAAUGGGAAGUUCCGAUGGUGAAAUUAACUGCAGAAGACAUAGCAAACUAUAAAUUGAGCCUAAUUAAAAAUAAGGAUACACCCAAAGAAGAAGAUAAUAAUGCAUUAAAACAAGAUGAGACAUGUAAAACCAAUACAACAUCUAAAGAUGAUAAAAAGUCAAAAGUCGUUAAAACAUCAGAAAACAGUAAUACAUCUGUAGAUGACGAGCCUGUUAAAAAAAAACAGAAGUUAAAUAAAAAUGAAACAGAUGUUUUGAAAUUGGUAUUAUCUAGAGAGAGUGAAACAGUAAAUGGAAUUAAACACCCUAUAAAUGUCAACAAUCAUAUAAAAGAGGUAAUUUAA
Messenger RNA from Macrosiphum euphorbiae (potato aphid), 408 nucleotides. Lineage: Eukaryota; Metazoa; Arthropoda; Insecta; Hemiptera; Aphididae. The record is from the annotation of a GenBank genome assembly.